Molecule: messenger RNA, 2419 nt
Organism: Gaeumannomyces tritici R3-111a-1
Lineage: Eukaryota; Fungi; Ascomycota; Sordariomycetes; Magnaporthales; Magnaporthaceae
Exons: 2
Coding region: 260-1648 (462 amino acids)
Biological process (GO): regulation of transcription by RNA polymerase II
Molecular function (GO): DNA-binding transcription factor activity, RNA polymerase II-specific; zinc ion binding
Source: RefSeq, a predicted model, not a curated record
GCACAGCCUUAGCCUGGAGGAUAUGCUGCGGUUUCGAUACAAGCAGAGAUUCCCCCCCGACCGGCGAGGCGCGUGUCGGUCGCAUCCAGAACUGUUGAUCCCAGAACCGUUGAUUCCUCCUCUGCCAGCCAAGAGAGCGUUGGUCUGCAGGCCAUGUACUGCUAGCGGACCCCCUUGCCCGCGUCGGUCUCAUGUCGCCCCCUACGCUUGACUCCGAGGUUCGUACGGGCAGCUGCGAAAUCCUGGAAUAAUCUGCUGAAUGCAUCCCACAUCGGCGCAGACGUCGCCUGGCCCGGCAGCCGCCAGGUCGCCGCGGGAGCUGGGCAAGAACACCUCGCGGAGACCCCACCGGAAGUCCAGGCUGGGCUGCAACAACUGCAAGAAGCGCAGGGUCAAGUGUGACGAGCUGCAGCCCACGUGCUCGUACUGCCGCACAAGGAGCCUGCCUUGUCAGUAUCCCCCAAAGCCCAAGUCGCCGGCCGAGGAUGCCCAUGCGCAGCUGUCGUCUGGGGGAAACUCGAGGGCCGGGAGCGUCGCCGGCACGCCCGGCACGUCGGCGGCGCCCGAGGCCUAUGCGGCGUACCCUCCCGCGGUCUCCUCCCAGGCGCUGGGCGCGCCGCACGUUGCGACCCCCGCGGCGCCGGCCUACGGCUACGGUGGCGUGCUGUCGUCGUCGAGCAUGCCCAACGUGGACGACCUCGAGCUACUGUUCAACUUCACCAACUCGACGGUGAACUGCAUCUCACCCUACAACUUCAUAGUGACCUUUUGGCGCGAGGAGCUGCCCAAGCUGGCCUUCGACUGGCCGUUCCUGCUGCACGGCAUGUUUGCGCUCUCGAGCAUGCAGCUGGCGCGCUUCCGGCGCGAGGGCAGCCGGCGCAGCAGCGAGUUCUACGCCAGCCAGGCCACGUACCACUGGCACCAGAGCCUCCGCAUGGCCGGGGCGCUGCUCCCGCAGAUCAACGAGGAGAAUUGCCACGCGCUCUACGUCUUCGCCAUCAUCUCGUUAUACUUCUCCCUCGCCUCGGGCCCGCGCCCGGGCAACUUCCUCAUGUUCGGCACCGGCUGCAACGGCACCGGCGGCACGGCCGACGGCACCCCGGACUGGUGCCUGCUGCUCCGCGGCGUGGGCCCCAUCAGCGAGGCGUUUUGGGUCAACAUCCGGCGCGGGCCCGUCUCGCCGCUGACCACCAACGUCAUGGGAAACCUAGAGCGGUUCGCGUUGGUGGAUCUACGGGAAGUCGAGGCCGAGCCCUUCCGGAACCUCCGGACCUACAUCGCCGACACCGAGGCCGAACAACCCGAGCUGCCCGCCUACAUUGACGCCCUCAACAUCGUCUCGCAGUGCUUCUCGGUUAUCUACGACGAGCAGGGCGUCCCUAUCAAGGACGCGGGCGAGCUAGUCAUGUACUCCAUGUUCUCGCUGACCGAGGCAACACCUUAUAUCAGGCUCCUCCAGAGCCGCGCGCCGUCCGCCCUCAUAGUCUUUGCGCACUUUGUCGCCCUGUUCAAAGAGAUCAACUUUGGCUGGAUUUCGCACGGGUGGGCGCCGCACCUCAUGGAGGGGGUCUACGCCGCCCUGACUUCCAAGCAUAGGAUCCAUAUCUCGUGGCCCAUGAAGAGCCUCGGCUGGAUCCCGCCAGAGUGAGCGCGAAUCACGAGGAGAAUGAGUUUGGGAGGAGUCGAAUACCAAUCAUCUUGGGUAGCCCGCUGUAGCGGGCGUUUUAUUGAGCACGGUUAUGAGCCACCCACCCUCUAGCAUUUCCAGCCCCAAGCCAACGCUAAACCUUGGCGCGUCACAGCGUGGCAGCAGCCAGUCUCCCCUCAGGCGUCGAUCUCGUCGUCAUCUCCGUGGAAGAACCUCAAUAUGGCGGCGGCGACAAGAUCUCCGUCGUGCUCGAGGUGAGCCGUCUCGGCGGCUCGGUGGACGUGUUCCGGGUCCUCGAUGGCGCCCUGCUUGACGCGCAUCUCCAUCUCGCGUUUGACCAUGCGCUCGUCGAAUGCCAGGUGGGCCUGCGUGGUGAAGACGCGCCUGGGGAUGUAGGUGCCCUGCACCUUUGUGUGUCUGCUGCUGCCCCAGACGGAGACGCGGGCGCGCGCUUCCAGCAGGCCCCCGGAGGCGGCCGGGUCGGGGGCCUCGACCACCUGGUCCUGGUGCAUCUGGUGCAGGUGCACAAAGGGCUGGUUCGUCUGGAAGAGCCGCUGGCCCGUGGCGGUUAGGUUGAUGCGGCAGUGGCCGAGCUCCCAGUCCUGCGACGGGGCCGGGGCGACGGUCGAGCCCAGGAUGCGGUUGAGGAUCUGGUGGCCGAAGCAAACGCCCGAGAAGCGCAUGUCGGGACGCCGGCGCCAAACAUCUUGGCGGUCGAGUUAGCUGGUGGGGAGAUUUGUCUACAGAACAGAACAGAACAGAACAGAACAG